Molecule: messenger RNA, 1002 nt
Organism: Sorex fumeus (smoky shrew)
Lineage: Eukaryota; Metazoa; Chordata; Mammalia; Eulipotyphla; Soricidae
Product: olfactory receptor 7G2-like
Exons: 3
Coding region: 1-1002 (333 amino acids)
Biological process (GO): G protein-coupled receptor signaling pathway
Cellular component (GO): membrane
Molecular function (GO): olfactory receptor activity; G protein-coupled receptor activity
Source: RefSeq, a predicted model, not a curated record
AUGGGAUUGAAUGGAUUCAUCAGCAGCCUUGCACCCGGAAACCUCACAGAAGCUCCCAUCUUCCUGCUACUAGGAUUGACAGAUGACCCGGAUCUGCAGCCCGUCCUCUUCUGGCUCUUCCUGACCAUGUACAUUGUCACCAUCCUGGGCAAUCUGCUCAUUGUCCUGGCCGUGGUCUCAGACCCCCACCUGCACACCCCCAUGUACUUCUUUCUCUCCCACCUCUCCAUCACUGACAUCUGCAUCAGCUCCUGCACCAUCCCCAAGAUGCUGGUGAAUAUCCAAACACAGACACAGAGCAUCACCUACGCGUGCUGCCUGGCCCAGACCUUCUUUGUCAUAGUUUUUACGAGUUUAGAAAACUGUCUCCUGGGCGUCAUGGCUUAUGACCGCUACGUGGCCAUCUGCCACCCGCUGAGGUACACGGUCAUCAUGAAUCAGUCUCUCUGCAUGCUGCUCAUUGCCCUCUCACUCUUGGGAAGUGUUGCAGUCUCCCUAAUUCACACGCUGAUGGUGCUGCGACUCUCCUACCCUUCUAAAGUGCUCAUCUCCCACUUUUUCUGCGAACUCGCCCAGCUGCUCAAACUCACGUGCUCUGACACUUUCAUCAAUACCCUGAUGAUCUACCUGGUGGCUGCCACUUUUGCUGGGAUUCCAUUCUCGGGCAUCAUUUUCUCCUACACUCAGAUCUUCUCCUCGGUUCUGAGAAUGCCCUCAGCCCAGGGGAAGCAGAAAGCUUUUUCCACCUGUGGUUCUCACUUGUCUGUGGUUCUCUUGUUCUAUGGGACAACGUUGGGGAUUUACAUUAAUUCUACAGUCGUGGAAACUUCCAGAAUAUCUUCCAUCCCCUCGGUGAUGUACCUUGUGGUGCCGCAGCUGAUGAACCCCUUUAUCUACAGCCUGAGGAACAAGGACAUGAAAGGGGCCGUGAGGGGGCACAUUGGUAGAAUCAGUAAAUUAGUCAUGUACAUUGCCUUUUCAAUAAAACAGUUUUCAGAAUAA